Messenger RNA from Parastagonospora nodorum SN15, 2823 nucleotides. RefSeq lists its product as hypothetical. Bases 1 to 2823 code for a protein of 940 amino acids. The record is from RefSeq and is a predicted model, not a curated record. Gene Ontology annotation, molecular function: protein binding; histone H3K36 methyltransferase activity. Gene Ontology annotation, biological process: regulation of DNA-templated transcription. Gene Ontology annotation, cellular component: chromatin; chromosome; nucleus. The transcript is spliced from 3 exons. Lineage: Eukaryota; Fungi; Ascomycota; Dothideomycetes; Pleosporales; Phaeosphaeriaceae.
AUGGAGAGUCACUAUGACCACCACGAGGCGGUCGCCGACCAGCUUCCGCCAGAGCUGGAUCAUCUGAAGUUAAACGCGACCGACGCGGAACGCGGGAGCCCGCAAGUAAAGGCAGAAGCCGACCGGACGCCAACGCCUCCCCUCUCAGCCAUCCCACCGCGGCUCAAAACCUCCGGGUCACGAUCUCAGUCGCCCACUUACAAGAAGCAGGAAGAGUCCGAUUCUCCAUCGCCGGCCAAUAGCGUGCAGGAGGAGACGCUUGGCGGAGACAUCACCCUUAUGGUUGAGCCAGGCAAAGCCCCCAAGCUGUCGCGGGCAGCUUCACGCACCGUCAAGCGCGCACCGCCGCUGUAUCUCGACCUCCCCGAUUCCACUCAAGACGCGAAACAGACCUUCGAGGUCCUGCCACAAUGUACAUAUGCAAACAAGCACAUCGGCACCACCGACCCUGCCCUCGAAUGCGAUUGUGGGGAGGAGUGGGACGCCGUCGAGAAAGUCAACAACGCCUGCGGCGAGGACUCGGAUUGCAUCAACCGCGCCACCAAGAUGGAGUGCGUGGCCGACGGCUGCAGCUGCGGUACCAAGUGCCAGAACCAGCGCUUCUUCCGGAAGCAAUAUGCGGACGUCACGGUGAUCAAGACCGCGAAGAAGGGGUUCGGCCUACGUGCCAACCAGGACAUGUUCCCGGGCGACUUCGUCUUCGAAUACAUCGGAGAGGUCAUAGACGAGAGGACAUUUCGACGCCGCAUGAUUCAGUAUGACGAGGAAGGCAUCAAGCACUUCUACUUCAUGUCCCUCACCAAGGGCGAGUUCGUGGAUGCUACCAAAAAGGGCAACCUCGGCCGCUUUUGCAACCAUUCCUGCAACCCAAACUGCUUCGUUGACAAAUGGGUCGUGGGCGACAAGUUGCGCAUGGGCAUCUUCGUCGAGCGGAAAGUCAAAGCCGGCGAGGAACUGGUCUUCAACUACAACGUCGACCGAUACGGCGCCGACCCACAGCCUUGUUACUGCGGCGAACCCAACUGUACCGGCUAUAUCGGCGGAAAGACACAGUCCGACAACGCGACCAAGCUAUCACACGCUACGAUCGAAGCCCUUGGUAUCGAUGAUGGAGAUGGUUGGGACACAGCGGUCGCUAAGAAGCCGCGCAAGAAGAAGGUCAGCGAGGAUGAUGAGGAGUAUGUCAAUGAUCUCAAGCCUCGAUCGCUGGAGGAUGAUGGCGUCCCCAAAGUCAUGGCAGCAUUGCGGCAAUGUACCGAGAAGUGGAUUGCUGUCAAGCUGCUGAGCCGCAUACAGCAAACAGACAACGAGCGAGUUGGACAUCGCAUAAUACGCAUGCACGGUUACGAGACGCUCAAGAAGACCUUGACGACUUUUAUGGACGACUUCAACGUUGUGCAGCAGGUUCUCGACAUUCUUCACAACCUUCCUCGAAUCACACGGAACAAGAUUCAGGACUCCAAGAUCGAGGAGGCCGUUGAGCAACUGAAGACUUGCGGAAACGAGCAAGUCCAGGAAUCAGCAAGUGAACUGUUGAAUGCUUGGAGCAAGUUGGAGGUUGCAUACCGGAUACCGCGCAUGAAGAGAGAUCCGAAUGCCGGCACACCUGCCCGCACCGAAAACCACUUUGAGCGGCGAGAACGGGGCCGAGAACGUUCAAGAUCAAGAUCGAAGUCCCCUUCACUGAUUGCACCUAAGGGUCCGGCUGCGGCAGUUCCGUCUGGCCCUCGUGGUGUCGUGAAUGUGCCGCGUGGACCAAGUGGUUUCUUCAACGCCCCACGUCCUGCCCCACGUCCUCGACCGUUUAACCCCUUACCUCCCGGUUGGUUCCAAGCUACUUCCGACAACGGCUCAACAUACUACUACAACACCGCUGGUACAACGCAAUGGCUACGCCCGACCCAAGCUGCGAACCAGCCACCGCCACCUCCACCAAAGGCCAAGACUGACACACAACUACUGCAAGACAUCAUUUCUAGCAUCACUUCAAAUGCUACGCCUACUGGACCAUCGGCAUCGUCUACACCACAGCCCACUGGAGAUGAGCAGAAGGAGAAGAAAACGAAGAGUGAGAAGUGGAGAAGCCUGCCUCAGGAAAAGCAGGAGAAAAUCUACGAAGCUACACUCUCUCAUCACGUUAUGAACGUAGCUGCUCAUUACCGGAAGAAAUUGGAGAAGGACGACAUCAAACGACUCUCCAAAGAGGUAGCGAAAAAGCUCGUUCGAGGUGAUUACAAAUCUGGACGCGUCAAGGAUCCGACGGCCAAGCUGAGUUCCCGGCACGAGAAGACUGUUAAGAACUACGUCAAAGAGUUCAUGGACAAGGCUGUGAAGAAGAAAGAAGAACGAGACAAACAAAAGGCCGCUCGAGCUGCUGAUGGUAGAGCUGGAUCUCCGUCAGCCGAAAAAGAGAUAGUCGACAUUGAGGAAGUCGAGUGGGACGACGACAUGAUGGACAUCCAUAAAGACAUUGCUGCCUCAAAAGACGCUUCGCCCACGGAUUCAUCAUCUGAGCUAAAGCGCAAGCGGGAAGGAGAGGAGGAUCCAGGUUCGCCAAAGAAGACGCGGAAAAGUACUGACGGGCUAGCAUCCGCACCGCCGCCGCCGCCACCACCACCUCCUGCCAGCAACGUGGUUGAGAUAGAUCAAGAGUAUGUUCUCCUAACGACUGGGAUCGGGCAUGACAGCAGCCAUGGCAUUGCCAUCAACAGCAAAGUAGGGCUACAGGAGAACGGGUAUCCGAGCCCAGUGCAACUGGCUACGCCAUCGACAAACGGUUCGCAUCAAGCGGAACAAAAAACGGCAUUCGACGAUUGUGCAUGA